UUGUUCAAAAUAAAUUAUAUUUAGGGUCAGUUUUUUCAACCGGGUUUUUCAAAAUCCAAACUUAAAUUAUAACUGCUGGUAGAUCUGAUUUAUAGGUAUAUUAGCAAUAUUAAUUUAAACCUGGAUGAAAAAAAAACCCCGUUUAACAAACUAGCCCUGAGUCCAUAGUAAGAUUAGAUUAGUAAAAUAUGCUUUUCUUACUAUAUCGUGACAACGCAAUACAACUCAAUCUGAGUGAAGCUUAAAGAAAAAAAAAAACAACUAAAAACAUCUGAAAAAAGAGCCUUAGCAACGCUUACAAAUAAAAUUGAAAUCAAAUAAUUAUUUCGUGUCCUUCAAUUACAUCUAGUAAAUAUUUUCGAUGGAAUAUUUAUUAUUAUUAAAUUGGAAAUGAACAUGGAAGUCGAUGAAGAAGCUUUACUGGAACGAAUGAUUGGCAACGUUGACUUGCAACUCCCAAAUCCAGCUCAGAAUCAUCGUGCUAAUAUUGCAAAUGGAAAUCAACCUAACAGGGGUAAUAAUAUUAAUGCUCGAAGUGGAAUUCAGAAUGCUCAAGCUGGUGGAAUUGAACCAGGUGUAAGAUUAAUUCCAGCCCUCGGUAAUCCUCAAGGUAAUGGGCUUAAUCAAGUUGCUGCUGCUCAUAAUUUGCAAGUUAAUGGCCAAAAUCAAGUUGGUGGUGUUGGAAAUCCUCAAGCAGGUGAACAAAAUCAAGUUGUUGGUCUUGGUAAUCCUGGAGACGGUGGAGAAAAUGCAGGUGGUCUUAAUCUUGCACAUGAUGGACAAAAUCGAGUGAUAGGUGUUAAUCCUCAAGUUGGUGAUCAGGCUCUGCUCAAUGGAAUCGACGCUAUAGUGGACGGUAGAAUGGCUGAACGUUUGAAAAAACUAAUCCAAGAAUCAUUGGAACGAGCUGAACGGGCAAAACGGGUAUUUGAAAAUAUGUAUGGACAAUAUGAAGAUGUUGGACAUGGUAAUCGGGAGCAUAAUAGUCGUCGCGGUGGUCGUAAUUUACCAAAUCGGAAUGCAUCGUACUGGAAGGGGCAAUACUUUAAAGCCAAAAACCAACAAAAUAGCGGAAAAAAACAUAUAUUUUCAAGAAUAAUUAAUUUCCAAUGGUUUUGUAUACCAAAAAUUUUGAUUGCUUUUGGCAAGUACAAUUAGGGCCAGUUUUUCAAACUGAGUUUAUUUUUUAAUCCGGGUUUAAGUUAUUAUUACUGGUAUAUCUUUAUAUCAUUAAUGUAUAGACAUCCUGAUAAUAUUAACUUAAACGCGGGUAAAUAUAAACCUGGUUUGAAAAACUGGCCCUUUUAGAUUUCCAAUUAAAUUCUAUUUCAUUAAAUGCCAUUGAGUAAUAUACAAUCAAGAUUGCAAUUCUUUUUCUUGAAAUUAAACAUUAUUUGACAUCAGAUAAUGAGUAAAAAAUCCCGUUUUGUUAAGUUUCAUUUUAAAAAAAAAGUUAUUUAAUAAGUUUUCGUUUUCUUUUCUUUUCAUUUUUUAAAAAUAAAAUUGAUUAAAUUAAUGUAAUUGUAAUUAAAUAAUUAUAUGAUAGA
This is a messenger RNA of Microplitis mediator, 1547 nucleotides long. RefSeq lists its product as uncharacterized. The coding region runs from base 391 to 1158 and encodes 255 amino acids. The transcript has 3 exons. NCBI's taxonomy places the organism in Eukaryota, Metazoa, Arthropoda, Insecta, Hymenoptera, Braconidae. The record is from RefSeq and is a predicted model, not a curated record.